AGUACUGUGCCCGAUCUCGCACUCGCUGCCAUUCGUCAUUACGACAACGUCAAUAUUCCUGUGCACGAAAAUCGAAACUCAAUGGACUAUUCGAAUUUUUAACCCGUUUUUCUGAAUUAAUAAAGGGGUUUUAUAAAUUGUUGGAGAGUGCUUGUGGUGCCUGUGUCGAGCCUCUGGAAUGUCCUGGGGCUUCCAUUUUCCCAAUUACACAAUUCUGGGGGUUUUAAUAACGAAAUUAGGAGGGUGAUAAUCCGGUGUGACAAUUCGAUGGAAAAUGUUGAAUUUUUCGUUGUCGAAAUAAUGGAAUAAAAUCGUGGAGAAUGGGGGAUUUUCACGGUUUUUCGAAAUUUAGUUCAGGCAAUUCGUAAAUUAUUCAUUGAUUUUGUUCAUCCUUACUGGCGAGGCUCGACUCUCGUGAAAAAUGUUUUCAAUUUGAAAAUCGAAAUUUCGAAUUUGAUCGGGUGAGGGUUAUUCUAGUAGACAUGGUGCAUCGAAUACUGAGACGUAUUGUUCUAUCGAACAUAUCAAACUGCGGCCCGAAAUUCGUGGGGGUACUGGCACCUCUGGUCGUACCUCCUCUUCAUAUUUUAUUUCUUUAUUAUUUUUGGAGAGAGUACUCGAGAGAUGUGGACAAGCAGUACUGCUCGUGCUCUUGCUGGGAUACUGUAUUCAAAGGUUCCUACGAGUCAGGAGUUGCUUCCUACAAGCACAUGUACUUCAACGCGACCCCCAACAGCUUGAAAAUAUGGGCAACAAUAGUGAUAGGAGUGGUGGCAUUCUACGAAACAGCAAAGUACCUAGCCUGGCUGGCUUUCCAGCGUCGUUUGAGACUAGGAAUGCUGGUUCUCUUUAUCAGUGCGAUAUUCUCGCACUACUACUCCUGGUGGGUUUACAUAAACUACUGGAACGAUGACUUCUACUCCCAGUGGUACCACCAAAUGUUCUUCUCCAUUACCGAGCUUAUAUCCACGGUAUUGGUGGUGCUUCUAGCUGACAGCAAGAGCCCAGUCACUGGGAAGAAAUCUGUGGUCAUCAGUGGCAUUGGAAUGGUCCAUAUUUUUGCGGGGAGCUGGGAUCAGUUCGUCACUAAUGUACUGAGGGGCGAGGGUUACGCUCAUCAGGUAAUUCGUGAUCUAGGGUUCAUGAUUCCCGAUAUUCUCCACGUUCUAAUCCCUCUGUUCUCCCUACGAUGGCACAACGAUGAGUUACUCCCCGGAGCUGGACUGAAAAUUCGUAAAAUAAAACGCGAGGUGACCUGUAUGAUUGGACUAAUCCUCGUGGGUCUCGGUAUGUGCGCUGUCCUUUGAUCCUGAUUCAACCAUUAAUCAAAGUGUUUUUACCAAUUUUAUCAAAGAAAACCAUCUUGUUGGACGAACAAAUUAUUUUCAUAUUAAAUCGUAAGCGAAGACUCCCGUAUUGAAAGGUAUUUUUAGAAGUAUUUUCACGAAUUCCAUCGGUCUUCUUUGCAUUGUUAUUGCAAUUCAUUUUUUUUCUCGUUCAAUUUUCCGAGAAUAUGUCCUAUCUAUAGAUAAAUCUACUGAUUAUUCGUCGGCCUAUUAAUGAGACUGCAUUGAGUUUUUUUCGGUAGAUUUAAUUUUUUCUUUUUUAAAACUCAAAUCAGUAGUGAAGCAGCAAAUUAA
Molecule: messenger RNA, 1640 nt
Organism: Diachasma alloeum
Lineage: Eukaryota; Metazoa; Arthropoda; Insecta; Hymenoptera; Braconidae
Exons: 3
Coding region: 483-1307 (274 amino acids)
Source: RefSeq, a predicted model, not a curated record